AUGGGGGAUCCCGUUGUUAGAUCCAUUACAAAGAGAACAAAACUCGAAAGAUUCUCAUCAAUCCUCCCUGUCCCUCGCCUCCCAUACGGGCCGCUGCUCCUCAAUUCGACCCUGUCUGUCCCUCGCCUCCCAUACGGGCCGCUGCUCCUCGAUUCGACCCUGUCUGUCCCUUGCCUCCCAUACGGGCCGCUGCUCCUCAAUUCGACCCUGUCUGUCCCUCGCCUCCCAUACGGGCCGCUGCUCCUCGAUUCGACCCUGUCUGUCCCUCGCCUCCCAUACGGGCCGCUGCUCCUCGAUUCGACCCUGUCUGUCCCUCGCCUCCCAUACGGGCCGCUGCUCCUCGAUUCGACCCUGUCUGUCCCUCGCCUCCCAUACGGGCCGCUGCUCCUCGAUUCGACCCUGUCUGCCCCUCGCCUCCCAUACGGGCCGCUGCUCCUCGAUUCGACCCUGUCUGUCCCUCGCCUCCCAUACGGGCCGCUGCUCCUCGAUUCGACCCUGUCUGUCCCUUGCCUCCCAUACGGGCCGCUGCUCCUUGAUUUGACCCUGUCUACCCCUCGACUCCCAUACGGGCCGCUGCUCCUCGAUUCGACCCUGUCUGUCCCUCGCCUCCCAUAUGGGCCGCUGCUCCUUGAUUUGACCCUGUCUGCCCCUCGCCUCCCAUAUGGGCCGCUGCUCCUCGAUUCGACCCUGUCUGCCCCUCGCCUCCCAUACGGGCCGCUGCUCCUCGAUUCGAGCCUGUCUGUCCCUCUCCUCCCAUACGGGCCGCUGCUCCUCGAUUCGACCCUGUCUGCCCCUCGCCUCCCAUACGGGCCGCUGCUCCUCGAUUCGAGCCUGUCUGUCCCUCUCCUCCCAUACGGGCCGCUGCUCCUCGAUUCGACCCUGUCUGUCCCUCUCCUCCCAAUACGGGCCGCUGCUCCUCGAUUCGACCCUGUCUGCCCCUCGCCUCCCAUACUGGCCGCUGCUCCUCGAUUCGAGCCUGUCUGUCCCUCUCCUCCCAUACGGGCCGCUGCUCCUCGAUUCGACCCUGUCUGCCCCUCGCCUCCCAUACGGGCCGCUGCUCCUCGAUUCGACCCUGUCUGCCCCUCGCCUCCCAUACGGGCCGCUGCUCCUCAAUUCGACCCUGUCUGCCCCUCGCCUCCCAUACGGGCCGCUGCUCCUCGAUUCGACCCUGUCUGUCCCUCGCCUCCCAUACGGGCUGCUGCUCCUCAAUUGGACCCUGUCUGUCCCUUGCCUCUCAUACGGGCCUCAGCUCCUCGAUUCGACCCUGUCUGUCCCUCGCCUCCCAGACGGGCUGCUGCUCCUCAAUUUGACCCUGUCUAUCCCUUGCCUCCCAUACGGGCCUCUGCUCCUCGAUUCAACUCUGUCUAUCCCUCACCUCCCAUACGGGCCUCUGCUCCUCGAUUCAACCCUGUCUAUCCCUCGCCUCCCAUACGGGCCGCUGCUCCUCGAUUCGACCCUGUCUGUCCCUCGCCUCCCAUACAGGCCGCUGCUCCUCGAUUCGACCCUGUCUGUCCCUCGCCUCCCGUACGGGCCGCUGCUCCUCAAUUCGACCCUGUCUGUCCCUCGCCUCCCAUACGAGCCGCUGCUCCUCGAUUCAACCCUGUCUGUCCCUCGCCUCCCAUAUGGGCCGCUGCUCCUCGAUUCGGCCCGUUCGUCCGGGAAACUCGGAGCAGAAGACCCAAAUACAGGACCUGCUGUACCCCCCCAGACCCAAAUACAGGACCUGCUGUACCACCCCCAGACCCAAAUACAGGACCUGCUGUACCACCCCCAGACCCAAAUACAGGACCUGCUGUACCACCCCCAGACCCAAAUACAGGACCUGCUGUACCACCCCAGACCCAAGUACAGGACCUGCUGUACCACCCCCAGACCCCAGUACAGGACCUGCUGUACCACCCCCAGACCCCAGUACAGGACCUGCUGUACCACCCCCAGACCCCAGUACAGGACCUGCUGUACCACCCCCAGACCCCAGUACAGGACCUGCUGUACCACCCCCAGACCCCAGUACAGGACCUGCUGUACCACCCCCAGACCCCAGUACAGGACCUGCUGUACCCCCCCCAGACCCCAGUACAGGACCUGGCAGGCAAGAACUACACCAAAAUUCUGAUGCUCAAUGGGUUGAGUUACCGGCCGACACCAAGUGACUCCUACUUUAUCCUUAUUUCACUGCAGAACACACUGAGUGAUUAUUCCUAUUAUAUCAUUAUUAUCCGACCCCAGCGAGGGGAUCCCCAUGAAAGCAAUAAGCCCCAGUCUCCCCGUCCCUCCCUCAUGCAACAUAUCUGCCCCUGUCGGCCUUCGGAGCCCCCACCAUCCCUGAUUGAUGCUGGACAUGAUGAGGAGGAACUUGUGUCCUCCGGGGGAAGCCAUGUUUCUAAGGUAGCUUUGUUGGUGGUCAUAGCUCAAGAACUCAAGAACUAA
This is a messenger RNA of Xenopus tropicalis (tropical clawed frog), 2430 nucleotides long. RefSeq names its product proline-rich extensin-like protein EPR1. The transcript is spliced from 4 exons. NCBI's taxonomy places the organism in Eukaryota, Metazoa, Chordata, Amphibia, Anura, Pipidae. The coding region runs from base 1 to 2430 and encodes 809 amino acids. The record is from RefSeq and is a predicted model, not a curated record.